CCUCUGUCUCACUCUGAUUCCAAUUCUCGCGACUUAGGGUUUCCCGAUCUCCUUCUGACGAUUUCCCGAUUCCUUUCUCGAGCUCGUCGGUUCAACAUUCUGCUGUUUCGUUGUUGGGAUAAACAAUUAAGUUUGGUCCGUAUUAGGAAGGUGAUGCUGCAGAAAGCACAAUCUGAAAGAAAAAUCAGUUAUUUUUCAAUUGGUUGCUACUUGACAUACAUGGGUCUGCUAGAGAGAACACUUUACAUGAUUGCUGUUGAUAAUUAUGCUGAUUGAGGAUCAUAAGUAGUUAGCUUCAUCGGGAUUAUUCUCAGAAUUGCUUCUGGUAUUAAACCUCAGAAGCAUAUAUACUAAGAGAGGACUUCUUGUAUCCAUGCUGGUGGGUAGCAUGCGUGGAAUCUGUGAUUCGGGUAAUGCCCCUGACAAGAAAUUCCGCCGAUGCAUUCGGUCUCUUAACAAUUUGUCUAGUGGCUUUGUUUGUUCUUCUUGGUUUGAGCUGCAUUGCUUACUUGUUUUACUUCCGCAUUCGAGUUCGUAGACAGGAAUUUAUUCGACUGAGUUAUUUUGGUGGCCCUUGGAUAAUCCGGAUCACAUUCAUUUUAUUUGCUAUCUGGUGGGGAUUUGGUGAAAUUGUUCGACUCAGUUUUUUGAGAAAGGAGGGAAGAGUGUUACAUGCCCUCACUUUGCAAUGGCAGGAAACAGUCUGCAAAUGUUAUAUCGUCUCAAAUUUAGGUUUUGCAGAACCUUGCCUCUUCCUCACUCUUGCGUUUCUUCUUCGUGCACCCUUCCAAGAGAUGGAGGAUGGAAUUCUAAACAAAAAAUGGAAUGGGAAAACUGCAGGCUAUAUUGUUCUCUACUGCCUUCCUGUAUUUCUCCUUCAACUCAUUGUUAUUUUGAUUGGGCCACUGUUAAACAAGGGUAAGAGUUCUGUACGUGAAUUGCCUCCAUAUUUCACAAGAGCAGCUCAUCAGACUAAUGAUAUUGCAGUCUGCACUUACCCGUUACUGAAUACUAUCCUUCUUGGCCUUUUUGCUACUGUGUUGACUGUCUACUUAUUCUGGCUUGGGAGGCGAAUUUUGAAAUUGGUUAUCAAUAAGGGUUUGCAGAAGAGAAUUUAUACAUUAAUAUUCUCAGUUUCAAGUUUCCUUCCAUUAAGGGUUCUUUUGCUUGGUUUAUCAGUUUCACCUAAAUCAGAUGAUUUUGAGUUUGAAGCUCUUGCAUUCCUGGCUUUUCUUGCCUUGGUAUGCUGUGCUGGGAUCUGCAUUUGCAUGAUUGUAUACUUGCCAAUUGCAGAUUGUCUAGCUCUAGGAAACCCCUGUCAUGACUUGGAGGGUAGGAGAAGGGUUGUUGAUGAACACGAUGAUACUGUUUCUCUUAUUGCUAACCAGGGCCAUCUUGAAGAAAGCAUUGGGGUAAGCCCUGAGAGGAACUCAGAUGCUUCUACCAGGCGAGGAUCAAUUUCUUUUCGAACUUAUGGAAAAGGUGAGAGCUCGACCGGCACAUUUGUUGAAUUGAGCCAGUUCUCUCCUAGUCCAGAUGCAACCCUACCAGGAUGGCCUCCUCUUCCGGGAUGGCCGAUGCGCUCUCCUCCAAACGUUCAUGGAGCCCAAGCAUGCCGAGAGCAGGAAACUGAUUACUUAUGGUGAAUGUCUCAAUUUUGUGAUAAAGAAAACUGAUUGUAAAGGGUUUAGUUUCAAUAAGGAGUUUCUUUCUUGGUUUGUUUAUAAUAUCAGAUUCGAAGGUUUUGCUUGGUAGGAUUAACGCUCUGAAAGUCUUCUGUAAUAUUAGAAUUGCAUAUGCAUUAACAGCUAUUUGAUAAUCGUUUCUUUUGAAAGCCUCAUGCAUGUUCUGUUCGCUCAUAACAUAAUGAAAUCAAUGAAAUUGGAAACU
This is a messenger RNA of Rubroshorea leprosula, 1890 nucleotides long. The record is from the annotation of a GenBank genome assembly. Lineage: Eukaryota; Viridiplantae; Streptophyta; Magnoliopsida; Malvales; Dipterocarpaceae.